CACAACCAUAAGGUUUUAAGGGGUGGGAACUGUCCGCGGCGCCACAUUACGUAUAUAAAGGCCUGCUUCGGGUGGGGCUCCUGCUUGCCUCCUAUCCCUCUGACCAGCUAGUUCGUCAGUGCGUUGUCUGAGGUGCCAAGCCGCCUGCCUUCUAUUCUUCUGACCGGCCAGUCUUCAUUGCAUUGUCUGAGUAUAGUCUGGGUAUAAGUUCGGCGAAACGCGAUGGUCUCAUUCUCAGUCUUCCCACGACGCUCGGCAUGGCUCGCCGGAGCUGUCCUCGCAGCGCUGUCAUUCGGGCCCGCCUCCAUUCAAGCCCAAGGCAAUGUCGGAGACCCCGCGGCCGGGAAAAGGCCGGCUGUUAUGGUCACUCCUCCUGCAGGCCCCGUCAAUUCGGCGACUUACACGGCACCUCCCGAACCAAAGUACGACUACGUUGAUGCGCUUCACAAGAGUUUCCUAUUUUACUGGGCCCAGCGCUCGGGCAAGCUGCCUUACCAGCGUCUCGCGUGGCGUGGGGACUCCUUUAUUGGCUUGAAGGGCCCCCAUGGGGAAGAUAUUAGCGGUGGAUGGUUCGAGGCGGCCAACACGAUGAAGUGGGGAGGCCCUUUCGCAUUCACGGCUAUGCAGCUAGCUUGGAACGUCUACGAGUUCGGCGACGCGAUGAAGCAGACCAACGAAUUGAACGAGGCGCUCGCGUGGGUCAGGGUCGGUGCCGAGCAGCUCGUUGGUCUCUACACGACGGACGGAACGACUGAGAGGUUGAUUGGGCUGAUUGGUGACUCUGCUCGUGUUGAGAACGGGAAAAUAGUCGAUGUGGACUUUGGGUAUUUUGGACCACCUGAGGAGUAUCAGCAGUGGGUUCCUGGUGGCCAGCCUCCCGGAGUGUACUACUGUGAGGGAUCGCCGACGGUCAACAAAGGCUGCUCGGGUAUCGCCGGUGACUACGCGGCAGCUCUCGCUCUCAGUUCCUUGGUCCUGCGUCCGUACGACGCCCCGUUUGCAGACCGCUGCUUGGCCGCUGCUCGGUCGAUCUACAGCUUUGGGACAAAGUACGUUGGAACUUAUAGCGAUGCCACAAAGUUCCCCGAACAAGCGUGGAAAAACUAUCAAGAUUGGUACGGGGCUGCUACCGCGGACGACGAAUUGGCUUUGGCUGCCACCUGGUUAUACACGGCGACGAAGGAGAAGGCCUACCUUGAUGCUGCCACAGCCUCGGCUGCGAAGAUCGAUGCAUUUUCAGAGUACUCAUGGGGCGACAAGGGGAUUGCCGUGUACAUCUUGCUCAACAGGAUUGCCCCCAGCGCCGCCCUGCAGACUCAAAUCACCACCACCUUCAGAUCGUAUCUUCCGGGAGGUAGCGUCAAGCGCACCCCUCGUGGACUGGUGUGGAACGAACCCAAAGCAAACACAGUGAUUUGGGGAAGCUUGAGUUACGCGGCGAAUCUAGGGUUUUUGGGGCUAGUUCACGCUAAAGGAUCCCCGGGCGCGCCCACCGACCCCACGUUUGCCACACAGCUACGAACUUUCGCGGUUCAGCAGAUCAACUACAUUCUGGGCGACACCGGUCGGUCGUGGCUGGUUGGGUUUGGCACGAACUUUCCCAAGUCACCCUACCACAAGUCGAGUUACAACUCAUUCAUCGAUUACCCUAUGCGCGGACAACCGCAAGGAAAUGUAGGCUCCGAUUUCCUCAGUGCGACAGCACCGCCCAACCGGUUCAUUCUGUACGGUGCGCUCGAAGGCGGCCCCUGGGAAACCGACGAAUAUGUGGACAAUCGCGCCGACUACACGUUCACCGAAGUCACGCAAGACUACAACGCCGCCUUCACCGGCGCGCUAGCAGGCCUGAUCGACUUCUACGGCCCUUCAAAGUUCAAAAACGCCUCAGACUGCAACCUCGAUCUCGGCUGGAGCCACCCGAACGCGUCCGCUGCAACCCGUCAACCAAAAUACACCAAGGGCGAUUGUUACCAUACCUGUGACCCGUGCAUGGUGGAACUCAGCACGCCUGGUCUCGGUGCGGUUGUUACCAAUGGGGUGCCGAGUACUACGUCGAUCAACCCUGGAAGUACGCCGCCGACGACGGGCACGGCCGGUGGUGACCCCUCUCAGCCUGCGGACCAGCCUGCAAAGGGAAACUCUACGGAAUCCGCCGCUGCAGGGUCUUUUUUUAGGACGCCAGCGGCGAUCAUCACUGCGAUAUUGGUGCUUGGAGGAGUUGCGCUGGUGUUGGGGUGAAAGACAUUGAUGCUGUCAGAUGAGGACACUAUGCUGGGUUGGGGACAUUCUUUUUUCUUUGCUCUGAUUUCUUGGACUUU
Messenger RNA from Fimicolochytrium jonesii, 2318 nucleotides. Its product is annotated as Six-hairpin glycosidase-like protein. Gene Ontology annotation, molecular function: hydrolase activity, hydrolyzing O-glycosyl compounds. Lineage: Eukaryota; Fungi; Chytridiomycota; Chytridiomycetes; Spizellomycetales; Powellomycetaceae. Gene Ontology annotation, biological process: carbohydrate metabolic process. The transcript is spliced from 3 exons. The record is from RefSeq and is a predicted model, not a curated record. The coding region runs from base 223 to 2238 and encodes 671 amino acids.